Moesziomyces antarcticus is the source of this 549-nucleotide messenger RNA. RefSeq lists its product as uncharacterized. The transcript is spliced from 2 exons. The coding region runs from base 1 to 549 and encodes 182 amino acids. Lineage: Eukaryota; Fungi; Basidiomycota; Ustilaginomycetes; Ustilaginales; Ustilaginaceae. The record is from RefSeq and is a predicted model, not a curated record.
AUGGCUAGCCGUGCAGGCCUACCCGAACUGCUUCAAUUGAUCAUCGAGGGCGAAACCGUCCCGGAUCUCGCGGCGGAGAAUGCGAUCCCUCCCGUUGGGCGAUGCCCUUCAAUUUCGCCGAGGCCGAGCGGCAAAACCGAAGCGAUCCCUGAGAAAACCCAUCGGUGCAAGUCUUUUCGGCGGCAAUUUGGUUCUCAAAAUGCUGUGCUCAAGUCUCAGACUCUCGAAAAGUUGCACUAUGAAACGUCCAUGACCGAGCCGAGCGACCUUGGUAGAUUGGCUGAUGGCGCCGUCCAGUGCGAGGUUCGAGUUCGAGAUGCGACCCGAGCGUCGGCGGUACAUCGGCCAAUCAACUCCAUCAAACCGCCCGCACCGGCAGAACCGGUCAAUUUUUGCAUGUCAUCGGCAUCGCAGCUCCCUUCUGAUUCGAGCGCGUUGAACCAUCGAUGGCUCGGCAGCUCCGUGCCACGCGGUCGCACGGUCACACAGAACUCUGAGCUUCUUUUCCUCGUUGACCGGCGCUGUGCAUCCCGACAUGCAGAAUCUUAG